AUGUCGCAUCCUGUGAAGAAAGUUACCAUAUCGCCGGAUGGGAAGGCUCUAGGUAUUUCGUUAGGUGCGGACAGAUUUGUCGAAGCUGACGCUGUUGUUAUCAACGCCGAUUUACUUUAUGCCCAGAGAGCGCUUCUCCCAUCGGAUCGAUCAGGGCGAGCUGAUAUGGGCAGGAGCAAAGAUGUCUCUUGCAGCAGCAUCUCAUUUUACUGGUCCCUUUCCAAGAAGGUCCCCCAGUUAGAGACUCACAACAUCUUCGUGGAAGAUUCCUUUGGACAGCAAUCCAACCAGAUACACAUGCAGCAGCAAGAUUCACUAAAACCAUCAUUUUACGUCCAUGUUCCCUCCAGAAUAGACCCGUCAGCAGCACCAACAGGAAAGGAUGCUGUCAUUGUCCUUGUUCUGGUCGAUAAUCUUGGCACUUCAGAUCCAAGGAACAAUCCUUUGGUGAAGAAUGAAAUAACCAAAUUGGUUGUGUCUGCCCGCAAGCACGUGAUAUCCUCCAUCGAAAAGCGAACCGGCGCCUCUGGCUUCAAACAUCUCAUCGAUCAUGAGAUGAUCAACACGCCAUUGGCUUGGCAAGAGACAUUCAACUCUGAGAGAGGCGGACUAUUUGGUCUCGAUCACAGCUUCUUCAACAUUUUGUCUUUCCGACCCAAGAUCAAAUCCGAUGACUUUGACGGUGUAUACUUUGUUGGUGCCAGUACGCACCCUGGAGCUGGAGUACCGACCUGCUUGGCAGGCGCAAGACUUACCGCGCAGCGAGUCCUAAAAGAUUUGGAGGUUUCCAUCCCCUGGGAGAGUCCUACUCCAAAAUUCAAUCGUGUGGCCUCGCAAUUCUCUGCCAAGAUCAUGGGUACCCAGUCUGUGUGGAAGCGAGUUUUCUUUGCUCUAGCUCUCUACAUGGCUAUCGGGAUAGCUUUAGGAGGAACAUUGUGGGUAUUGUAA
This is a messenger RNA of Penicillium maclennaniae, 948 nucleotides long. Its product is annotated as phytoene desaturase family protein. Lineage: Eukaryota; Fungi; Ascomycota; Eurotiomycetes; Eurotiales; Aspergillaceae. Bases 1 to 948 code for a protein of 315 amino acids. The transcript has a single exon. Gene Ontology annotation, molecular function: oxidoreductase activity. The record is from RefSeq and is a predicted model, not a curated record.